AUGAGGAAGCUUAGUCCAGAAAAAAUUCUUCUGACCGAGCAAGUAAGUUCUUUGAUACAACACACUGUUGCCCCCAAGAUUAAGGAUCCGGGUGCUCCCACUAUUUCUUGUAUUAUUGGAGACCAUACCAUUGACAAGGCACUCCUUGAUUUAGGUGCAGGUGUUAAUUUAUUACCUUACUCGGUCUAUCAGCAAUUAGGACUAGGAGAGUUGAAGCCCACGACGAUUGUCUUACAACUUGCAGACAGAUCCGUUAAGAAACCCCGUAGUAUUAUUGAAGAUGUAAUCAUUAGAGUGGACAAGUUCUACUUCCUAGUAGACUUCAUUGUUCUUGAUACAGAACUUGUCCCAGACCCCGCAAGGCUUAUCCCGAUCAUCCUUGGACGUCCUUUCUUGGCUACGGCUAACGCUUGCAUAAAUUGCAGGACCGGAGAAAUGGAGAUAACCUUUGGGAACAUGAAAGUAAGGCUGAACAUUUUCAAGGCUUUUCAGCAUCCGUCGGAUACUAAUGAGUGUUUCUUAUUGGACAUGAUUGAAGAAACUGUUAAAGACACACUCCCCCACCUUUUGAUUAAAGAUCCAUUGGAUGCUUGCCUGUCCCACUUUGACUUUGAGGACUUUGAUACAGAGCAUUAUGUUGGCAAAGUUAAUUUAUUACUUGACACUGCGGCUGCAAUAGACUUUCCUCCUUGGAGAGUGCCAAAGGAGUCGUUACCUAGCACGUCAGGCAUCCCUCCUAUUCCUUCUCUGAUCUCCCCACCAAAGCUUGAGCUUAAGCAGCUUCCUGUAACACUUAAGUAUGUUUUCUUAGGUACAAAUGAUACCCUCCUAGUCAUUAUUCCAUCUGAUCUGCAAGAUGACCAAGAGAGUAAUUUACUGGAUGUUCUGAAGGAACACAAGGAAGCGAUUGGUUGGAGUGUGGGAGAUUUGAAAGGGAUUGAUCCCUCCAUUUGCAUGCAUCGUAUUCAUCUUGAGGAUAAUGUUAAGCUCUCCAGGGAGGCACAGAGGAGAUUGAAUCCUAACAUGAAGGAAGUAGUCAUGAAAGAGGUGGUGAAAUUGUUAGAUGCAUGUAUCAUUUAUCCCAUCUCAGAUAGUACAUGGGUGAGUCACAUAUAA
Alnus glutinosa is the source of this 1116-nucleotide messenger RNA. RefSeq lists its product as uncharacterized. The record is from RefSeq and is a predicted model, not a curated record. Lineage: Eukaryota; Viridiplantae; Streptophyta; Magnoliopsida; Fagales; Betulaceae. The coding region runs from base 1 to 1116 and encodes 371 amino acids. The transcript has a single exon.